AUGGAGUCGAAGAAGAACAAAUUGGUCAGACUUGAUGGAGUAAAACUGCCCAGUGCAACAGCUUUGAACGUGACAUUGAAAGAAAUACAAGUAAGUGGUUUUUUUUUUGAGUGUUUUAGCUAUGAGUUUAGGUUACUGGCGAAUGGAAGUGGGUAGAAGGAAGAGGAGAUACUUGUGGAAUAUGUCGUGCUGCUUUUGAAGGAUGCUGUGUGGACUGUAAGAUGCCUGGGGAUGAAUGUCCGAUUGUAAGUUUACUGUUUUUAUUAAGAAUAGUAAUUUCCUUACUUUUUUGUCUUAUGAGGCCUUUAAUAUGGAACUUGUUAUUCAUAGUCUUAAUGUUGUGAACAGUGUCGUAUCAUAGUUUUUUUGUUAAAUUUAUUAUGUUCAGUAUUUUUUAAGCAAAAUUUCCAGAUUCUCGGUGUCUGUUCCCACGCCUUCCACAUGCACUGUAUAAUAAAGUGGACCAACUCUCAAGUGGCACAUCAACGACCAGCUUGUCCACUGUGUCGUCAGGAAUGGCGGUAUAGUGUUUAG
Molecule: messenger RNA, 534 nt
Organism: Bursaphelenchus okinawaensis
Lineage: Eukaryota; Metazoa; Nematoda; Chromadorea; Rhabditida; Aphelenchoididae
Source: the annotation of a GenBank genome assembly